AUGCGUUUCAUUCUUUCUCUAAGUACUUUUGUGACAGCGGUGCUGGCUGCUGGGCGGACAACAGCUCCUGCUGGUGCUAUUACUGUCGGAUCCGGGGGGCAAUAUUCUACUAUCCAAGCAGCAAUCGACUCUUUGAGCACAACAUCGACCACUGCUCAGAGCAUCUUCAUCCUGGCUGGCACUUACAAGGAACAAGUCAAAAUACCGGCACGAAAAGCUUCUCUCAAGAUCUAUGGCUACACCACAGAUACAAGCAGUUACACUUCCAAUGUAGUCACCAUCACCCACAGCUCAAGUCUUGCAAGUGGAGCUGAGAACGACAAAUCCACUGGCACGGUCAUUAACGAUGCCGCGAACUCGGCCUUUUACAACAUCAACAUCGAAAACAGUUACGGAAAAGGCUCGCAAGCCAUUGCUUUGUCUGCGUACGGGACCCAGCAAGGAUACUAUGGUGUCGGUCUCUAUGGAUACCAAGACACUCUUUUGGCCAAUACCGGCAACCAAGUAUACGGAAAGUGCUACAUCGAAGGAGCUGUUGACUUCAUCUUUGGCCAACACGCGGUGGCUUGGAUCACCAGGUCUGACAUCCGCGUCUCUGCUGCUGGAGCAGUGACUGCCAGCGGACGGGCCUCAUCCUCAGAUCCCUCAUACUACGUAAUCAACAAAUCAACCAUCGACAAGUCAGCAAGCUCGACGGCAGGGACGGGAACCGUUUACCUUGGACGUCCAUGGAGGGAGUAUGCCAGAGUUGUCGUUCAGAAUACUGUGCUUGGAUCUAUCAUCAAUGGGGCUGGAUGGAAAGUUUGGAACACCGAUGAUCCUCGCACCGGGUCUGUUACCUUCCAGGAAUAUGGGAACACCGGCGCUGGAGCUUCUGGAACUCGUGCAAGCUUUUCCACGAAGCUGAGCUCUGCCGUUACUAUUUCGUCAAUUUUGGGAAGCAGUUACACUUCCUGGGUGGACACAGCAUAUAUCUAG
This is a messenger RNA of Cadophora gregata, 978 nucleotides long. RefSeq lists its product as uncharacterized. The transcript has 2 exons. The coding region runs from base 1 to 978 and encodes 325 amino acids. Gene Ontology annotation, biological process: cell wall modification. Lineage: Eukaryota; Fungi; Ascomycota; Leotiomycetes; Helotiales; Ploettnerulaceae. Gene Ontology annotation, molecular function: pectinesterase activity. The record is from RefSeq and is a predicted model, not a curated record.